Diatraea saccharalis (sugarcane borer) is the source of this 1002-nucleotide messenger RNA. The record is from the annotation of a GenBank genome assembly. NCBI's taxonomy places the organism in Eukaryota, Metazoa, Arthropoda, Insecta, Lepidoptera, Crambidae.
AUGGAUAAAUCUAUGUCGGAAUCGAACUUAGAUCUCCUGCCUAUAGAUAAUACUCCACCAAAUUUUAUACAUUCGCGUAUCAAAAGAAGGCGUGAAGAGGUGGAAUAUGUUUCAGAAUUGGACACAUUUAAAGAAGACAUAAAAAAUACUAUGAUCAACUUGUUCACUAAGCACAAAGAGGAAUUUAAGGAUAUCAUGCCAACACUAAAAGAAAUGAAGCAAGUGAACACAAAUAUUCAAAACUCCAUUGAAUUUCUUUCGAAGCAGAAUGAAGAAUUUAAGCAAAAGAUAGAGUACUUAGAAAGUCAAGCAAAGAUUGAUAGGGACCAUAUCAGUCUUCUUGAGGAAACAAUAGAAGAGAUACAAAAGACACAACGUAAGAGCAACUUUGAAAUAAAAAAUGUGCCCUUGAAAGACAAGGAAACAAAAGACAGUCUAGUGGAAAUGGCUCUAUGUUUAGCAAAAUAUGUGGGUUCUAACUUAAAAGCAACGGACGUGAAAGAUAUUUACAGAGUUCGUGCGAAAAAGCGGGAUAUUCAAAAUACCUCAAUUGUUGUAGAAACAAACUCCACAGUGCUUAAAACGGAAUUGAUACAGAUGACUAAGCAUUUUAACAUCACACAUAAAACUAAAUUAUGUGCUAAGCAUCUUGGUUUCACAAAGGCAGAAGAUACACCAAUUUUCAUAACGGAACACUUAACGCGCACUGCAUCUCGACUUCACUUCUUGGCAAGAGACUUGGCAAAAUCCAAAGGAUACAAAUAUUGCUGGACCGCAUAUGGAAAAGUCAGAAAAAAGGAGGGACCGCUUUCAGCGGUGAAGAAGGAAGAAUUCCCGCCUUUACAAAAGGUGAAGAAACUGAGUGUGGUUGAGCCGAAUAAACCUGGCUCAUCUAACUGUUAUGUUGGAGGGAACGAGUCGUCGGAGUCGGAGGAAUCUGACGAGAUCGAUACAGAGUUCUAUACAGAGAGCGAGGAUGAAACCUCUGCUCCUAAUGCGUAG